Molecule: messenger RNA, 777 nt
Organism: Lineus longissimus
Lineage: Eukaryota; Metazoa; Nemertea; Pilidiophora; Heteronemertea; Lineidae
Product: enteropeptidase-like
Exons: 4
Coding region: 43-603 (186 amino acids)
Cellular component (GO): membrane
Source: RefSeq, a predicted model, not a curated record
UUCACGAUGUUAUAGACAGCAAUUUGAGAGAACUCACCAAUAAUGUGGCUGACGUUGUCUCUGUUCCUCGCUGCCUUGGGUGGUUUACCAGCUCAAGUGAUCCAAAGUCCGGACUCAUCUGAUAGGUCUAUCGUCGAAGGGUUGAAAUGUAACUUUGAUUUUGGCGUGUGUGGCCUUGACCAAACAUAUAGCGGAGACUCCUGGUUUAGGUUCCGCCUGGUGGAGUCUGGCGUGGAGGGAGAGCCGACUGGAGAUCAUCCCACAGGGUUCGGCAGAUUCCUGACCUUCACCUUACCAAAAGAACACAUCGAAAAUCAUUACAAGUUCUCUGAUCUUACCUUGGCCACGUUGACGAAAGGUCACACCUACUGCUUCUCAUUCUGGUACUACCUGAGCGGCAAGAAUCCAGGGCACCUAAUAGCACUGGAGGAGCCCCUUGAAGAGCUAGCUGUUUACGAGGGGCAAAGCCACGAGUGGAAAGAAGGGAAGCUUAAUCUGGAGGGCCAUGACAAGGCGCUUCGCAUGCGAUUCAUUUUCAAAAGUGGUGCGUUUGGGGACAUUGGCCUAGACGAUAUUGAGUUAACAGUUGGGAAAUGUCUAUAAACCAUUUGACACCGGACGGCUGAUAUCACUGGACUAGCAAGACAGGACCACAACAUCUUUUCUGUAUACAUGUACUAAAUAGUGAUGCCACUCCUUUCUGUAUUCAAGCAACUAAUAAAAUAUAUUAGGAAGAUAAGGAUCCAAUGUGAUUCUGACAACCAAAAGUGAUUAUGA